AUGGCCGAAAAGUUAUUUCAAAUAGAUAGUAAUAACGAUAAUAACGAGAAGCCAUUUAGUAUAAAUUCGCCCUUAAAAGACUUUUUAGAGUAUCUUGAAACCGCCUACCUGGUGCAUGGGAGAAUUGAUGGAACUUUAUCAGAUACGUCGUUAAGAAAACCUAUCGACUGGUCGGAAUUAGCUAGGAAUCGCUUUGUAACCAGUAUAGCUGAAAUUGUCACAAAUGAAGAAGCAAAUAGAAAUAAAGAUAGGAAAAAUGCAUUUUCGGAAAAUGAAGAAUCAACAAGCACAAAUAUCGAUUCUAAAAAAGUGGAUUCUGAAAGUUUGCCACAGAAAGUUUUUGAAGCUGAAGAUACUCAAUCACAAAUUGAAUCAGAAACUGAUGCUGAAUGUUGUGAAAAUAAAGGAGCAAAACGAAAAACUACAAUGCCUAAAGAAGAGAACGAAUCUGAUACAAAAAACGAAACAUUAUUUAAUUCUAUUAUAAAACAGAAAUUGACAGAGGUGUUGAAUGAAGGUCUGCUGGAUUCAAUUUUACCAUAUAUUGCACCAAACGCGUUUUCCAUGUCCAAUUUUAAUGAAGUGAUCGGAAAAACUUUGUUGCAAGCAGGAAAUUCAACCAAGAGAGACACCAGCAAAAGAAAUACCAAUGCUGCAGGUGAUAACCAGUCAAAUCAUCAAAUAUCUGUUACCAGCAAUAUAUGCAAACAACAACAUAGUGUAAGAAGGAAAUCCUUAGCCAAUUCAAAUGCUGCUGGUGAUGCUUCUAGCGCAAGCGAUGACUUUGACAAAGAGACUGUAGUGAUCCAUGUCUGCGAUGAAAGUAAAAAUACUACAAGAGAUUUUAGAUGUUCUCAGAAAUUGCUUGUGCAACAAAUGGGUUAUUUUGCAGAUGUUCAAGCAGGUCAAAAAUUGGAAGAUAUGGAUAUAUCGGUUCACUGUGAUAUUAGCAUUUUUGACUGGUUAAUGCGAUGGGUUAAACGAGACCAAAAUAAUAUGGAUGAUUGGCCUGUAUUAGAUGCAGCAAAUGUUACACCAAUUUUAGUAUCUGCCACAUUUUUACGAAUGCAACCGUUAGUACUUGAUUGUCUGAUGUAUUGUCACGGUAAUCUAUCGGAAGUUAUUAGAGCGAGUACUGGUACUAUGACUUGUCUCAAUGAUACAAUAAUUACAAGGCUAGCGGCCAUGUACACCAACAUGGAGUUGGAAGCAGUAAGGGAUAAAAGAGAUCGAAUACAUUCGCGUCUAUUCUGCAGACUUAUAUGCAGUUUAGCUGAACCUGACCCGGAAACUCUAAGAGGGCACUAUGCAAGUCUACGUUCUUUGUUUAAGUGCAUCAGAUGUGGACAAUUAGUAUCCAGAGCGUACGCUCAUCGUAUACCGUGCACCAGUAAUGUUCCUGGUUCAUUACGCUUGAACAAAUUUGGUGAUUUAGUAUCGUCACACCAACGUGAUCCAUCUUGGACGUUGUCCGAUCACAUAAUGCAACUACACAAACAUCUCCGUGCUUGGCGUCGCGUUUAUUGGCGUCUUUGGGGCGAUUGUCAUUAUUUAGAUUGUUCGACGUGUUUGGUUCCUUUCCCUGUAUCUCGUUUUGGAUGGUGCAGAGCUCGUCAUCCUAGAGACGGUAUCAAAUGGUAUCCAAGUUCCCAAACAGUUGUGACAAAUUCAGGAGAUGCCGGAGAGAAGAUGGGAGCAUCAGUCGGAACUUUAGGCGCUACUGGGAGCGUGGGCAGGCACGAAUGUUGCGGAAAUAUUGCGUUCAGAUGCGAAGCUUAUAAGUGGCCGUCGAGCUGUGAAUACCGUGAUCAUAUGGCCGAAACUAAUGAUGAACGAGAAAAUGCUAUAUUGCAACUGUACUUAAAUAUGUCUCAAGUUAUUCAAGAAGAACCGCCGGAAAUAACUCCUAAAGAAGAGGCUAAAUGGUGGUCAAAACUUACUAUAGUGCCGGCACGAGCGAAAAGCUUGAUCCCUAUGUUCCAAGAUACUGAUUUAUUGCGACAGCAAAAGCGUACAGCUUUUUUAAAAAGUCAAAUGUCUCGUGAUAUCAAUUCUGAAUCAAUAUCAAGAAGACACAUGACAAUGCAGCGCAGUAAUACGAUACAGAUGCCUUCUUCGGAUAGUGAUACAGAUUGCGAUGUUAUGGAUUUUAACGAAGUUUUAAGCAGUUCAGACAUCGAUUUUGACUUUGAUGACACAGAAGAAGGCGAAUCCGAAGAAAAUAAUCGUAAAAAAAGACCAUCUACUUUUAAACGUCGCGGUAAGGCUGCCUACAAAAAAACAGUCAGAAAUUAUUCAAGUGUAUGGUCCGAAGAAUUAUCAGCUAGAAGUAAUCAGGACAAUCAACGAGAGUAUGAGGAAAAAGCCAUGGGACAGUUGAUAUCUAUGUUAAAUAAAAAGAAUGGUCUUGACACAAGAAAUAGUACUUUACGUCAAUACCCCGUUGGUGGUACAUAUAUAAAGUUAGAAAAUGAGUGGAAAGAAGCUCAAGCACAAUGGUCAAAUGUCAAGCCUAGAAAAAAUAAAGAUAAACUUAAGCAUUAA
Ctenocephalides felis (cat flea) is the source of this 2544-nucleotide messenger RNA. RefSeq lists its product as uncharacterized. NCBI's taxonomy places the organism in Eukaryota, Metazoa, Arthropoda, Insecta, Siphonaptera, Pulicidae. Bases 1 to 2544 code for a protein of 847 amino acids. The transcript is spliced from 15 exons. The record is from RefSeq and is a predicted model, not a curated record.